Molecule: messenger RNA, 1718 nt
Organism: Coregonus clupeaformis (lake whitefish)
Lineage: Eukaryota; Metazoa; Chordata; Actinopteri; Salmoniformes; Salmonidae
Product: retinol dehydrogenase 12-like
Exons: 7
Coding region: 118-1023 (301 amino acids)
Source: RefSeq, a predicted model, not a curated record
CAUAGCAUACACUACACACUUACUCGAUCAGCAAUUCAACUAGUGUAAUUCUUUAGAGAAAGGACAUGCUGUGAGACAACACGGUAGGGAGUCUGUGUGGCGGCCAUCAGCUCUACAAUGUCAAACAUUUAUACAAUAAGAGCUAUUCUCUGUGGUCAGUGGUCAUCCAGUGAAAGACUAGAUGGCAAAACAGUUAUCAUUACUGGAGCCAAUGCUGGCAUUGGCAAAGAGACAGCACUGGACCUGGCAAAGAGAGGGGGCAGGAUAAUCUUGGCCUGCAGAGACUUGGACAGAGCUGAGGCGGCACAGAGAGAGAUCAUUGAGAACUCUGGAAACCUCAACAUUGUGACCAGAAAGAUGGAUUUGUCCGACACAAAGUCCAUUAGAGAAUUUGCAGAGUUAAUCAACAGGGAGGAGAAACAAGUGAACAUUCUUAUCAACAAUGCUGGGAUCAUGAUGUGUCCAUACUCUAAGACCGCAGAUGGCUUUGAGAUGCAGUUUGGAGUGAACCAUUUGGGUCACUUUCUGCUCACCUUCCUGCUGAUUGAUCUGAUAAAGAGAUCCAGACCAGCCAGAAUCAUCAACCUGUCCUCCAUGGCUCACAAAUGGGGUAGGAUCCAGCUAGAGGACAUCAACAGUGAGAGGAGCUACCACUCCAGAAGAGCAUAUGGACAGAGCAAAUUAGCCAACAUCCUGAGUACACGGUCCCUGGCCAAGAGACUAAAGGACACUGGAGUGACAGUUUAUGCAGUCCACCCAGGAAUAGUGAGGACUGAGCUGAAGAGACACAUGAAUUUAGCCCUGCUGAUAUCCUGGAAAAUUGUCAGACCUUUCACCAAAACGAUUGUACAAGGUGCCCAGACCUCGAUAUACUGUGCUGUGGAGCCAGAGCUGGAGACAGAGAGCGGUGGAUAUUACAGUGACUGUAAACCCUCCAGCUGUACCAGGGCUGCCAGGGAUGACGAGGUGGCUCAGAAACUAUGGGAACUCAGCUGCCAAAUGCUUGGGAUAACAUGGGACUGAACAUCAUCCUUGAAUAUCAUCAUAGAUAGGCUAGAAUACACAGUGCUUGACUUGGAAUGAAAUCGGUCCAUUAGACUAUGUUCACAGAAAUGCCCAAAUGGCAUUAGCCUAUGCUAUCGAGACCUGAUUAUUCAGUGUUAAGGGUUCAUACACAGUUUGACAGAUAGAAUUUCAUGACUUUUCCAUGACAUUUAACCACAUUUCCAUGACCAAUAAUUGGUGGCGUCUCUAUGUAGCCUACAUGAAAGAGUCAGCAUAAAUGUGAUAUUGACACUAGAAGGGUGCUGGUUUCUGAUCCCAUGUAGGCUCCUGUCGUUGUGCCAUUGAUCAAGGCACUUAACCCCCCACAAAGUAGAAUAACUGCACUGUUAAGCUAUUGUAUAAAACACGUGGUCAACCCUCCAUCUGGAGAGCUACUGGGUGUGCAGGCUUUUGAUCCAGCCCUGAAACACAGCCGAGUUUGCUUAUCAAGGUCCUGUUGAGCAGCUGAUGUUUAGGCUACAAUCCCACUGGACACAGACGUUCAUUCAACGUCUAGUCCACAUCUGUUCAACGUAAUUUCAUUGAAAUGACGUGGAAACAACGUUGAUUCAAGUGUGUGCCCAGUGGGAAUGUGAUGUGUUAGAGCGGGGCUCGAACAAAAGCCUGCACAAGACAUUAAGAACACCUGCUCAUUCCAUGACUGACCAGGUGAA